AAUAUAAAUUGUUAUUCAUAUUCUUGAUUGUCCCCGUAUAUUUAACUUGGUGAUGGACAAGGUAGCAAAUAGGCUUUCCUUUGGUAUGAAACAGAGGAGGAGCUAGUGAAAGCAACUGAAGGGAUGCACAGAAAGUUUUUUUUGAUGGAAGGGUUAUAUUCGUGGAAGAAGCUAAACCAAGGUCAGAUAUUCAAAGAGCUGAGACUAAACCUCAAAUCCUUCGCACGUGGGAGCUAAGCUAAAAUAUUACAGAAUCAAGCAACUACUGAAAAUAUUACAUUAUGCCUGAUAUCCAAACCCCAACCCAAAAUAUACCUGAUAUCCAGGUAGCUGUUUUGAUGUUAUCUUCAUACUGUAAUAACGAAUUCUAAGGGCAUGCGCAUCAGGGGUUCAAGAGGAAAGAAUCGCACGUUUUACAAAAAAAAAAAAUUAAAAUAAGCAUAACUAAAGACUUCGGCUUGUCCUGCCUCUCCCGCGUGAAUCUGGAUCGUGACUGUUCAGCGGGUUCCACACCACAUGGCGGUCCGCUAUUGGUCAUUUUAUUUAUUUAUUUUUAAAAUCAAACGAAAAAAAAAAUUAAUUUUGUGAACCCCAAUGAGCGGUUCGCCGCUGCGCAUGGUCUAACUUUCAAUGUAUUUUCAUGAAUAUACAAAGGAUUCAUUGGUAACUCCUGCCGAGUUCGCCUAAAGAAAGCAGUCCGAUGUAACAAUAUUUUAGAUAUAUCUUACAAAACAAAAAUAAGGUAAACCUUCUUUGGUCAACCAUUUUCCUUUAUUUGAAGUUUAAAAUUAAUCAUAAACCACAUAGUCCAUGUCUCCAUGAUACAAAAAAAACUAUUACUGAUUUUUGUCUACAUUAAUAAUUUUAGGAUUUAAUGUUAAUUAUGAUUUAGAAAAUAACUAACUAGAGUUCUUAAUUAGAGUAAAUUAAAGUAUUUUUUUUUGCUCCAUGAUUCCAAAUAAACAUAAUUAUGUCAGUUUAAUAAUUUAGACUCAAUAAUUGCUUUUUAAGUAACUGUAUAUUAUAGUAACUCUAUUAAAGUUAUGCCAUCUCUCAAAAAUAAAAACCUCUAUUAAAGUUUAUGAAAAAGUUUGACCAGUAAAAAAGUUUGAACAAUAAAAAAGUUUGACCAACAAAAAAUAACUAUGAAGUUACCUUAUGUGAAAAAAACUAUUUUUUUGCCAAUACUAGGAUCACAACCAAGCUCCUCCUCUUUAUACAAACUGAAGAACUCAUUACGCUUUAAACCACAAAAAACCAUAUUAAAGACCUCUCUAAAAUCAUGUUCAAUCAUAUAAUUGCUGCGAAACGAAACAUGGAGUUGAGGAAACAAGAGUACUCACUCACCAAGAAAUGUUCGAGUCAUCAGAUGAUGGACCACAAAGCCUUGAGAUCAUCAUCUUGUACUGAUGAAGCCAUCAUGAUCAGCGACGAUGAGGUGAAGGAAACCCUAGAGCUGAAUAAGAAUAAGAAGCAAAGGCUUGGGUCUUGGUGGGACGAGCCUGGUGCCUUAAACGGUUUAAAUAGCGUGGUCAAGGGGUUACCAAAGUCUAAGGAUGCUGCUUCACUUGUGGGUUCAUCAAGCUUACCAAAGAGCAAGGCGAAGAGGUAUGAGAGAGCAUUAGCAUUAGUUCAACGUGGUAAAUUCUUUGAUUUUUCCGACGAUGAGAGUCACAAUGGUGGUAAUAACAAAACAAAUCAAGAUCCACUGCUAGGCAGCUACCAGACCAGACACAACAUGUCCCAUGUGGAUGACUGCUUUACUUUUUGUUCUAUUAAUGCUCUCAUCAUUAAGGAUACAAAGAAGGGUAACGAGAGAUCUUUAUCCUCAAGUCAUCAUGAUAAUAACUUUAUUGAUUCGUGCGAGGACGAGAUUCUCUAUGAGAGUUCUGGUUGUAGCAACAAGGGAAAUCAACAUGUGUCUCUUGAUGAGUUCAUUGCUUUGAGCGAAGACAAGAUUCUCGGUGAGAGUUCUGGUAGUAAUAACCGAUAUGUGACCCUUGAGGAGUUGGGUGUUAGUGUGGAAGAUCUCAAGAGUACUCCAUGGGAAGCGUUUGAUCCAACCUGGGAGACUAGGUCAGAGACCAUGGAUCCAUGGCUUGGUGGCUACGUCAAAGAUAUGCUCUCCUCUGCUGAUUAAAUUGCUUCUUUUAUUUUGUACCCUUUCCUUUGUUUGCUUCUUAGUUUGCUUGUGUAAAAAAAUGUCAUUAUGUGUUCAUCUUGUUAAACCAAUCAUAUGUGAGAGAUUUGAUGUUUCUGUUUGCUGAUC
Molecule: messenger RNA, 2269 nt
Organism: Brassica napus (rape)
Lineage: Eukaryota; Viridiplantae; Streptophyta; Magnoliopsida; Brassicales; Brassicaceae
Exons: 2
Coding region: 1283-2140 (285 amino acids)
Source: RefSeq, a predicted model, not a curated record